Messenger RNA from Lepisosteus oculatus (spotted gar), 1886 nucleotides. It is a transcript of the gene sord, whose product is annotated as sorbitol dehydrogenase. Lineage: Eukaryota; Metazoa; Chordata; Actinopteri; Semionotiformes; Lepisosteidae. Gene Ontology annotation, molecular function: L-iditol 2-dehydrogenase (NAD+) activity; zinc ion binding. The record is from RefSeq and is a predicted model, not a curated record. Gene Ontology annotation, biological process: D-sorbitol catabolic process.
CAGAGCGUAUUUCUUCGCCGAUAACCGAGAUGGAUCAGGAUAAUCUUUCUGUGGUUCUACAUUCUGCAGGCAACCUUAAACUGGAAAAUCGCUCGAUUCCUGAACCAGGCCCAAACGAGGUGUUACUUCGCAUGCAUUCAGUGGGCAUCUGUGGCUCUGAUGUCCAUUACUGGCAACACGGGAGGAUUGGAGACUUUGUAUUGAAGAAGCCGAUGGUUCUGGGUCAUGAGGCCUCUGGGCAGGUCAUCAAAGUGGGGUCAGAGGUCAAGCAUCUCAAACCAGGUGACCGAGUUGCCGUGGAGCCCGGAGUGCCCCGAGAGAUGGACGAGUUUUUCAAAAGUGGACGCUACAACCUGUCGCCCACCAUCUUUUUCUGCGCCACUCCACCAGAUGAUGGAAAUCUGUGCAGAUACUAUGUUCACAAUGCCAACUUCUGUUAUAAGCUACCAGACAAUGUGACCUACGAGGAAGGGGCUCUAAUUGAGCCUCUCUCUGUGGGAAUCCAUGCCUGUCGCAGAGGUGGGGUAUCUCUGGGCAGCACUGUCUUCAUCUGCGGGGCAGGACCUAUUGGGCUUGUUUGUCUGCUAGUGGCCAGAGCUAUGGGUGCCUCCAGGGUUGUAAUAAGCGAUCUGUCAGCUGAGCGCUUGCAGAAGGCCGCGGAGCUGGGGGCCGACUUCCCCCUGCAGGCGCAGAAGGAGAGCCCCGCAGAGCUCGCAGCGAAGGUGCAAGGGCUGCUGGGAUGCCUGCCGGAGGUCACCAUCGAGUGCACUGGAGUGGAGUCCUGCAUACAGACCGCCAUUUAUGCGACCCGUUCUGGUGGCGUGGUGGUUCUGGUCGGACUGGGCUCUGAGAUGGCGAACAUCCCGCUUCUGAAUGCCGCGGUCAGGGAGGUGGACAUCAGGGGCAUCUUCCGCUACUGCAACACGUGGCCCAUGGCGAUCACUAUGCUGGCCUCCGGUAAGGUGAACGUGAAGCCGCUGGUCACACACCGCUUCCCACUGGAGCAGGCCCUGGAGGCCUUUGAGACCACUCGGCAGGGCCUGGGGGUGAAGGUCAUGCUCAAGUGCGACAAGCAGGACCAGAGCCCGUAACGUCCACCCCGGGGCUGUGAGAGCUCAGGCGCAGCGAACACCCUGGUACCGGCCAUGCAGUCAGCGGGCCUAGCUGCGUUUUGCCUGAGACUAUCCUUACUCUACUUUAAAAAAACUCUUCCUUUUCUUUUCUUCCCAAGUCCAACAUCCAUAGUUUGGCACUGAUGUGCUAAAUGUGGUAGCAGACCAUUAUACCUGGCCGUAGAGAAUGCAGUCUGGAUUCUCUGUUUUCGCAGUUUUCACAGCAUUCAUAAAACACAUCAGACUAAUUCCUAAGAUAUUAGACUACCGCAUCAUAACAAGCUGAUGGCAGUAAGAAAGGAAGAAAAUCCGAAAGUAGGAAGGUUUUUUCAGAUUUGGGGGUGUGGUUCAGGACGUUAAGCCUGGAAUUAUUAGUUUAAUGUCAUAGAACGUAUGUGAAGUAUAAUAAGAGGUGCUGUAUUUGAAAAGAUCUCGGGUCUAAGACAAUUAGGUAGUACAUUAGAGUUCAGACUACAAAUGUUUAAUUUUCUUCUGCAUUUUUGUUAUGUCUUGUGCUAAAAUAUUUUACAAUUUCAGCACAUUGAAGAACAAAGUGCCCUCCACUAUAAGGCUGAAGUGUUUACAUACUGUACUUUCAAGGACUCAGGAGGAAAUUGCUCUUGUUAAACUGACAUUUUAAUGCAAAUGUAUGACUAAUCCGUGGUUAUAGACCUCUUCAAAAAGAGCUCAUUAACUGUGAAAACUGAUUGCUGUAUUUGUCUUCUGUUUUCUGCUUCACCACAGCAAACAUAAACCUGUGAUAACAAAGUUUAA